Molecule: messenger RNA, 1065 nt
Organism: Leptosia nina
Lineage: Eukaryota; Metazoa; Arthropoda; Insecta; Lepidoptera; Pieridae
Source: the annotation of a GenBank genome assembly
AUGUGGAUUCUGUUAGUGCUGGGUGUGCCUCUCGUCGCUGCGGUUAAGGAUGGACCUCCAGACGGCUUCAUGUCCGAAUGUCCGGGAAUGACCCGCAACACGUCAAUGUCUGAAGAGACGAAGAAUUCCUUAAGUGUCCUUGUAAUGUGGCCAAGUGACAGCUGGUUCGGACAUGAAGAUGUGAGCUGCAAGCUUAGUAUUUCUGGUGCUGGCUGCGUGGCCAAGCACAUCGAUUUGAAGAAGGAUGUUGUGGUGAUUAUAAGCGGUUACUUGGACGCAACCUUUUCUCCGAUCGUCCAAACCCUGGUGAAGCCCUACCUAGAUAGGGGGAAAAAUGUGAUAGCUGUGGAAAUAUUCCCGGUGCUCGUGCGUACAUACCCAUUAGCGGCGCGUCUAACCAAACCACUGGGUUUGGUUCUUGGAGAUUUUCUAGCUGAAUUGACGAGGAGGGGGUUGCAGCCUGAUAAAUUGGAAAUGCUUGGUGGUAGUCUGGGAGCUCAUAUAGCAUAUUACGCAGCGAUAAGAUACCAAGAGCUCACGAAUUUGAAGCCAGCUAGAGUAACUGGUCUAGAUCCAGCAGGUCCUUGCUUCCGUCAUCUUCCGCGCGAGGAGCGUUUCAACUCGGACGCAGCCCAUCGCGUUGAUGCCCUUCACACAAACAUAGAUGGUUUUGGGAUAGCAGACGCAGAUGCGCACAUCGACUUUUACGCGAAUGGAGGAGAAUACCAACCAUACAUGACAGGAACGUUCAUCAUGCCAUGCUUCCUCUUCUGCAGCCACGUCAGAGCUGCCCUUUACUGGAUAGUAGCGAGCGAGAACCCGGACAAAUUCUUAGCAGUGCAAUGCGAGUCUCUCCACCACGCAAGGCACGGGAAUUGCUACGACAAAAAAACACGCAGUAACGUACUAGGUCCCAACACCAAUUUCAGCCGCCCAGGCAUAUUCUACUUGCCGACAACCGAAACGCCACCUUAUUACCUUGGCGAUAAAGGCUUGACGAGGAGAAAGUACGCCGUUAACUCUUAUUUAUUAAAAACAGCGCCGGAUAAGGAUCUCGUCCUUUGA